CCACCCCACACAAACCCAAUCGAUCCCGCUCGCGCAGUGUUGUGUUUGCUGCGGCAAACCCUCACUGGCGUUUCUAGUUCGAGUGAUAAAGAGAUUGUGCGUUUGGGUUCGUUUCGGUUCGGUUUGGCCGGAGCGCCUCAUUUAACAGGGGGUCCGCCGAAAUUCUACCUCAUUUGCAUGUAGAUCACAUGAGGGUGAAGGCGCUUUCGACAGUGAAACACGGCACAGCAUUCACGGGGAGUGUGGUGCAACUACGCUCUAUACACGUUUGCUAAAUGCCGAAGGUUGUGCACACUCAGUUUGUGUUGGUGAAAGUGUUUCUGUUAGCUUAUAGUGUGCAGUUCUUUGCUGCUGAGUGUAUGUUCUCUGCUGGUGGUAGCGCGGGCCUGGCGUGAAUUUAGUGAACGACGUCUCUAACCCUCUCUACCUCAAACAACCCACGAUGGAGCCGUCCGAUCAUGAGGAAGCAAGCGUUCUCUACAGUCCCGGCCGGGAGCCCAAAAUUGUACCGCACAUAAACGCCAACGCGCGCAAGGAAACCAGAUGGACGUUUUGGCUGAUUACUGCCGGUUUAUCAACUACCUUCGGUGCAGCAGUACCAACCGGUUACAAUAUAGGCGUCAUAAAUGCACCGGCAAAUUUUAUUAAAAGUUGGUGCAAUGAUACGAUUUACGAAACGUACGAGAGCGUCUUUUCGGAGGGCAAUCUGGAGACGUUCUGGUCGGCGGUUGUGUCCAUCUUUUUGGUUGGCGGUGUAAUUGGAUCGCUCGGCGGUGCAUGGGUUGCCGACAGACUCGGCAGGAAACGAUCCUUCCUGUUGUGUGGAUUUCUGCUUUUCGUCGGCGGCGUAUGCUUCCAGUUCUGCCAGACGCUCAGCUCGGUGGAGCUGCUUAUGGCGGGUCGUUUCUUGGUCGGAUUGGCCGCCGGUUUGACCACCAGCACGGUUCCAAUGUAUCUGACCGAGCUGGCCCCGCUAGGGCUGCGCGGUGCGCUCGGCGUGUUCUGCUCGAUGGGCGUCACCGGUGGGGUGGUGGUCGGGCAGAUCAUCAGCUUGGAGGAAAUAUUCGGCACCGAGGAGCACUGGCAGUUUGCGCUCAGCUUCUACGUCAUCCUGGUGGUGAUCUUCUUCGUACCGUAUCCGUGGCUGCCGGAAAGUCCCAAGUACCUGUUCGUGAUUCGCCGGCGGCAGGACGAGGCGGUGAACGAGCUGAAACGCGUUGCCGGGAAAAAGGUUCGCGAUGAGUAUGUGCGCGAGCAGAUCGAUGCGAUGCGUCGGGAGUGUACGCCGGAGAACGACGAGGAAUCGUGCGGCGAUGGGCAGAGUACAGUGCAAAAGCCCAAAGAACGUACCAUUUGGUCGGUGCUGACGGAUCGGACGUUGCUGCUUCCACUGGUGCUGGUCUGUGCCUUACAAGGUGGCCAACAGCUGUCCGGAAUCAAUGCGGUUUUCUUCUAUUCCGUUCGGAUAUUUGAAUCGGUCGGGCUGAGCUCAACGGACGCCAAGUUUGCAAACCUUGGUGCCGGCUGUCUUAAUCUGUUUGUUGCGUUCUUUAGCCCAAUUUUAAUGGCAAAAUUCAACCGUCGCUUUUUGGCCCUCUUAUCCUGUGCGAUGUGUGCGUUGUUUUUGUUCUGCCUUACGUUCAUCGUAUUCUUUAUUGACGACGUGGAAUGGUUUUCUUAUGCAAGUAUCGUCGCUAUCCUGUUGUACAUUCUCUUCUACCAAAUAGGACUUGGACCGAUACCUUAUUUCAUCGGCUCUGAACUGUUCGAGGUUGGUCCGCGGCCCGCAGCCAUGGCCAUGGGCAGCUUGGCCUCGUGGGGCUGCAACUUCAUCGUGGCCAUGCUGUUCACCACGCUACAAAGUGCUUGGGGAGCGUUCGUCUUCCUUCCUUUUGCGUUCACCUGCGUUGCGCUGACGGUACUGCUGAGGAUUUAUCUGCCCGAAACGCGCGGCAAGCACAUCUCGCAGAUUGUACCGCUGGUCGCUAAAGGAUUCAGCUCCAAGCCGCUAGAAUCCGGCUGGACGUUACGAUUGGUCGGACUCGGUGCAAUCACUAGCUUGGGCGCAUCGAUACCAGUCGGCUACAACAUAGGCGUGAUAAAUGCACCCACCGAGUUCAUAAAGCACUGGAGCAAUGAGACAAUCUAUCGAAGGUACAACGUGCUGCUGUCGGAUGAUUCACUGCGCGCGAUCAUUGCGUCGAUCAUUUCGAUUGCGCUGAUCGGUGGCGUCAUUGGAUCACUUCAAGGAGCCUAUCUGGCGGAUAAGUAUGGAAGUACUGCACAUAACGAUUGGAAAAUGUUUAAUAAUUACAAUGCGCAAGUGAUAAACGGGUUCCGUUGUGGAUCGCGGCACUACUUGAGUGUGCGAGAUUUGAAGUGCUGGUAUGGCAAAAUUUUAGUCUACGCAUGUCCCAUUCCGGCCAUUGUGUCUCGUCAGCUAACACCGCUCGGGAUGGAACUUAAGCUUCCUGACACUGGAUGGACAUGGGGCCUUUGUUGGUUUGGUGUAAUAGUGAACCUUUCCGUCUCCGUAGCCGCCGGCUAUCAAGUGAGCUCGAUCAAUGCACCAGCUAAACUCAUCCAAGACUGGCUCUGCACCGUCUUUGUUGACCGUUACGGAGUGCAGCUUACAGCCAAUGCACUCCAAAUCGUGUGGUCCGUAAUAGUGUCUACAGUGUUACUCGGUGGAAUUAUUACCUCCCAUUUCAGUGGCUACAUAGCCACAACCUAUGGCAGAAAAAAAUCAUUCCUUUGCUGCGCACUGCUACUCACCGGCGGUGCACUAUGCUUCCUUUGCUGCCGUGCCGCAUCAUCGGUGGAACUGCUGCUGCUCGGACGGCUUCUGGUCGGGCUGGCAUCUGGCCUCACGACCGGUGUGAUCCCCAUGUACCUGGCGGAGGUUUCGCCAAUCAAACUGCGCGGUGCCAUGGGCGUGCUGUGUCCGUUGGGGCUUACCACCGGGGUAGUAGUGGCGCAGGUCGCAAGCCUCGAGCAGGCGCUCGGGACGGAAGAGCACUGGCACUAUGCUUUGGGUUGCUUUGCGGUGCUGAAUCUGUUCUGCUACGCCUUUUACUUUUGGAUCCCUGAAAGUCCCAAGUACCUGUACAGUGUGAAGGGCGAUCAGGCCGGGUCGUUGCGCGCCAUCCGGAAGCUUUUCGGGCGGCACACGAUCGGGGACGAUUACAUUAAGCUGCAGAUGGAAUGCGCCAACGGCCAACACGGUCCCUCGGCUCAGGAAGAUGGCCAACCGCAAGCGAAUCGAUCGCUCUGGUCGGUGGUACGGGAUCCAACGCUCACCCUGCCGCUAGUGCUCGUGUGCGCUCUUCAGGGCGGCCAGCAGCUGUCGGGAAUAAAUGCGGUAUUUUUCUACUCAGUGUCCAUUUUUGAAUCGGUUGGAUUUAGCUCGCAGGCAGCCAAGCUUGCUAAUCUAGGUGUUGGCUGCUUGAAUCUUUUCGCAUCGCUGUUUGGACCGCUGUUGAUGGCUCGAUGCAACAGACGAACCUUAUGCCUGCUGUCGUGCUCUUCCUGUGCGAUCAUUCUCUUCGUUCUUACCCUUUCUAUACAUUUCAUCCACCUGAUCGACUGGUUUUCGUACGUUUGUAUUGGAACCAUCUUACUGUACAUAAUAUUCUAUCAAUUCGGUCUCGGACCUAUUCCUUUCUUCAUUGGCUCGGAGCUUUUCGAUCUUGGGCCUCGACCAACGGCCAUGGCGUUGGGAAGCCUUUCCUCCUGGGGGUGCAAUUUCAUCGUUGGGAUGGCUUUUCCAACGCUUCAAAAUAUAUGGGGCGCAUUUGUGUUUCUUCCCUUCUCCAUCACGUGCGUGUUGUUAACGGUUUUGAUUAAAUUUUACCUUCCCGAGACGAGAGGCAAGGAGGUGACCGACGUGGUCCCGAAGGUAGCGCACGGUUUUCGUUCCAGAGUUAAGGAAUAAUUGUUAUGAGUUACAAAAAACUAAAACAAGCGUAUCAAAACACGCUGAAAUGAAAAUAAUUAUUUUAAAAUGCACUCAAACGAUAAAAUUAUUUAAAAAUUAACAACAAUUGGAACAGAUUAUUGGUUUAAAAAACAUGAUUAUAUUUGUUUGGUUUAACAUUUUCAACACUGUUAGCUACCGACUAUUUGCUAUACGCUAAAAUACACAAAGUAACAAAGUCUUUUCUUGGCCGUCCGACCGGGCAAACUA
This is a messenger RNA of Anopheles arabiensis, 4186 nucleotides long. RefSeq lists its product as uncharacterized. Bases 443 to 3934 code for a protein of 1163 amino acids. Lineage: Eukaryota; Metazoa; Arthropoda; Insecta; Diptera; Culicidae. The record is from RefSeq and is a predicted model, not a curated record. Gene Ontology annotation, biological process: monosaccharide transmembrane transport. Gene Ontology annotation, cellular component: membrane. The transcript has 16 exons. Gene Ontology annotation, molecular function: hexose transmembrane transporter activity.